AUGUCUCCAUCAUCACGAUUUGACGCACUGAGCCUCCUACCUGCCCCCCGCCCUCAGAAGCCUUGCCCCUCCCCUCUCCACUGUGGGGAAAAGACAGCCCCUGAAAACCAAACAUCUGCGCCUCUGACCAACAAGCAACAGCACACAAUGGCCCUGAUGUUGAAGCCGUGGACGGUCCUGGUGGCUGUACUGCUGUGUGUUCUCAUGUGUCUCAGUGCGCUGUCUGAGGCAUAUCCCCCCAAACCGGAGAACCCAGGAGAGGACGCCCCACCGGAGGAGCUGGCCAAGUACUACACCGCCCUGAGACACUAUAUCAACCUCAUCACCCGACAGAGGUAUGGCAAGCGUUCGGCUCAGGAAGACGUGGUUGCUGAACUUCUGUUUGGGAGUGACAGCAGAGAUCAGAGAUCACGAUAUGAUGACAACUUCAUGUGGUGA
This is a messenger RNA of Knipowitschia caucasica, 438 nucleotides long. The record is from the annotation of a GenBank genome assembly. NCBI's taxonomy places the organism in Eukaryota, Metazoa, Chordata, Actinopteri, Gobiiformes, Gobiidae.